Drosophila busckii is the source of this 1467-nucleotide messenger RNA. RefSeq names its product translation initiation factor eIF-2B subunit gamma (gene eIF2Bgamma). The record is from RefSeq and is a predicted model, not a curated record. Bases 57 to 1442 code for a protein of 461 amino acids. Gene Ontology annotation, cellular component: eukaryotic translation initiation factor 2B complex; guanyl-nucleotide exchange factor complex. Gene Ontology annotation, biological process: biosynthetic process; cytoplasmic translational initiation. Gene Ontology annotation, molecular function: translation initiation factor activity; guanyl-nucleotide exchange factor activity. Lineage: Eukaryota; Metazoa; Arthropoda; Insecta; Diptera; Drosophilidae. The transcript is spliced from 6 exons.
GUCGGCACGUUUCCAAUACGCUUUAGAGUAUAAUUUUAAUUUGUUUUGUGAUUAAAAUGGGAAGUUGUGAAUUUCAAGCUGUUGUAUUAGCUGGUGGGCGUGGCACACGUCUGCCGGAAGUGCUGGGCGAUGCGCCCAAAUGUCUGCUGCCCGUAGGACCCUAUCCGCUAAUAUGGUAUCCAUUAAAUAUGCUUGCCAAACACAAUUUCACAGAGGUAAUUGUGGUGGUGCUGGAGCAAGACAAGCUGGAGGUGCAGCUGGCGCUGGAACGCACGCCGCUUAAACUGAAAAUAGAUUUUGCUACAAUUCCCAGCGACAGUGAUUUUGGCACAGCAGACAGUUUGCGUUACAUAUACGACAAAAUCAAAGCUGAUUUCUUGGUUGUAAGCUGUGACAUUGUCACCAAUGUUAGUUUAUACCCUUUGAUUAACAAGUUUCGCGAGGACGAUGCUGCUAUGGCGUUGCUGCUAUUCAAAAGUGGAUUCGAGUCGGAUGUGGUUAUGCCCGGCCCUAAAAGCAAACACAAACCUGAACGUGAUAUGAUAGGCAUACAUACGCAAACCGACCAAUUGGCAUUUAUCUUUGCCGCCAGCGACUGUGAGGACACGCUUAAUAUACAGCGACAUCUGCUCAAGAAUCGUGGACAGCUGGAUGUAUAUGGACGCCUGCUAGAUGCGCAUAUCUACGUGCUAAAGAAAUGGGUCAUAAGCUAUCUGCACAGAAAGGACAACUUUUCGACAUUGAAAGGUGAGUUUCUGCCACAUCUUAUAAAGAAGCAGCAUGUGCGGCGCGCACCCAAAACUGGUCCAGAUACUACCUCUGAAAUUGUGGCUACCAUUAAGCAAGAGGAUAAUAUUUUACACUAUGUACCACAUACAGCGUUGGAUCAGAAGAUUACGCAGACGUCGUUGUUCAAUCAAUCGCUGUCGCAUGCGCCUUAUCAUGGCGACAUUGUGCGCUGUUAUGCGGUGCAAGCGCCACGUGAAGCUCUGGGCGUGCGCGUUAAUACUACGCUGAGUUUCUUGGCUUUGAACAAAAAGUUGGCUAGCAUUUGGACUGAGCUAGUAGGCGAAACACAUCCACUAAUUGCACCUGGCGCUAUUGUCAAGUCUACGCAGGCCAAGGAUAUAAUUGCGGCCGACAAUGCCAAGCUCUCAGAGAAGACCUCACUCAACUGCAGUGUGUUUGGUGCCAAUUGCGUUGUGCAUCCGAAGAAUAUUAUUGCCAACUCGAUUAUUAUGUCCAAUGCCAUUGUGGAUGAGGGCUGUAAUAUAAGUAAUUGCAUCAUAGGACAUCGGGCGCAUGUAAAGCGCGGAUCUGUGCUCAGCAAUUGCCUCAUAGGGCCCAACUAUGUGGUCGAGGAGGACACCAAGAGUCAGGCUGUGCAUUUGUCCAAUGCGGAUCAGUAUAUGGAGAUUGAUAUACAUGGGCUGCAGUAUUGAAUUCAUUACCAUUGUAAACAACAGC